ACAGCAACACCGGUGUCAUAAAUUUUUGCUUUGCGUAUACUUUCUAGCUCUUGGUCUCUUAAAAAUGAGGAAACACUGGCAAGUAAAUUAAAAUGAAAAUAAAGCUAUAAUUAAAUUUUAAACUUUAGAUUAUAAUUAAAGUAAAUCUGAAGUACUUUGAAAACCAUAAACACCAGAAAUUAUCGAAACUCAACUAAAAUAACGAAAUGAUUUGCCACCAAAGAAGGAAAGCAUUUUUUAUCAAAUCUGUAUUAUGCAUCGCAUUGGUGUGGUUAACUGUUAUGAUUCUAUUGCAUCUCUCCAGAUUCAUUUUUGGAAAUAGCAAGGAUGAGGUUCCAGUUGUCAGCUAUUUUGAUCCAUAUUCAAAUAUAAAAGACAUGUUCGGUGGCGAGAAGAAACCGGAAUUUGCACCACUUCAUAUCGAUGCUCCACAUUGGAAAGUUAUGGCCCAACAAAUGAUAAACUUACCUGGAUUCGGCUUAGCAGGGGAAUAUGGAAUACCAGUUGUUUUUGAAAAUCUUACUAGAGAGGAAGAAGCUACCAAAGCUGCUGGAUGGGAUUUACACGCUUUUAAUCAGUUUGCCAGUGAUAAAAUUUCCUUACAUCGCCAUUUACCGGAUGUGAGACCAGAAGGAUGCGCGAAUGAACUUUACAAUCGAAAUCUGCCUAGAACAAGUGUCAUCGUUUGCUUUCACAACGAAGCGUGGAGUGUUCUAAUGCGAACAGUGCACAGCAUUCUCGAUCGAACACCCUCUAAUCUUCUCGAAGAAAUUAUUCUCGUAGAUGACUUUUCUGAUUUACCUCAUUUGAAAAGAGAAUUAGAGGACGCUUUAUCGCCAUUGGUCAAAGUGAAGCUUAUAAGGGCGACCAAAAGAGAAGGCCUCAUACGAGCUCGGUUAAUGGGUGCAAAUAUUGCCAAAGGACCAGUGCUGACCUUUUUAGACUCACACUGCGAGUGCGCACAUGGAUGGUUAGAGCCCCUUCUUCAACGGAUUUAUGAUAGUCCCACUGCUGUCGUUGCUCCGGUAAUUGACAUUAUUGAUGAUAGUACUUUUCAAUAUAACUUUCGAGAAACAGAUGACUUCGGAGUUGGAGGAUUCAACUGGGAUUUACAAUUCGAUUGGCACGUUAUGCCUGACACAGAAGUUGCACGGAGAAAGCAUCCUUGGGAUCCAGUAAGGACUCCUACAGUUGCUGGAGGUCUUUUUUCCGUCAGUAAAGAAUAUUUCGACAGAAUAGGAAGAUAUGACGAUGGUUUUGAUAUAUGGGGUGGAGAAAACUUAGAGCUUUCUUUUAAAACAUGGAUGUGUGGUGGAACUUUAGAAAUCAUACCAUGUUCUCAUGUUGGGCAUGUUUUUCGAUCAAGAAGUCCGUACGUUUGGAAACCAGGGGAAAAUGUGUUUCGAACUAAUUGCAUUCGUCUAGCUGAAGUCUGGUUGGAUGACUACAAGCAGUUAUAUCAUAAAAGAAUAGGGGUAGAUGCGUACAGAGUUGUUCAACAGAAAAAGUACGGAGAUGUGUCAUCUAGAAUAGAAUUAAGGAAGAAACUUAAUUGCAAAUCGUUCGACUGGUAUUUAAAGAACAUUUAUCCCGAGCAAUAUAUUCCUGGUGAUCUUGUUGCUGAAGGUGAGAUAAGGAAUCUCGGAGCUGGUGCAGAUUCUUGCAUGGAUAGUCAAGCGAAAGGAGAGGAUUUAGGUAAACCAGUUGGUAUGUGGUCAUGUCAUCUUGAAGGAGGCAAUCAGUAUUUUAUGUAUACCCAAUUUGGAGAAAUAAGAAGAGACAUUGCGUGCAUAGAUUUUGCAGGGCAAGACCUCAUUAUGUAUCUAUGCCAUGGUGGCAUGGGGAACCAGAUGUGGAUCUAUGACCCGGAUACACAUUUCAUCAAGCAUGGUAUAAGUGGAAAAUGCAUGGAAAUGGCAGAGGACAAGAUGAGAAUAACGAUGGAAAUUUGUAAUGGAAACCCUCGACAAAUGUGGGGUAUGCAGAACUUUGAUGGCUCGAAGUUACUUGUAUGAAACGAAAGGCUUAGCCUUCUAAGUUAUUCUAUUCCUACUCGUGUGUCAGUUACCAUCAGAUAUUGUCAUAUGAAACUUAUUGAACAGCAUGUAUAUAACAUGUUGAAAUAUUUCCAAAUAAAAUGCUUUUUUCUAAAAAACGUA
Molecule: messenger RNA, 2159 nt
Organism: Parasteatoda tepidariorum (common house spider)
Lineage: Eukaryota; Metazoa; Arthropoda; Arachnida; Araneae; Theridiidae
Product: putative polypeptide N-acetylgalactosaminyltransferase 9
Biological process (GO): protein O-linked glycosylation
Cellular component (GO): Golgi apparatus
Molecular function (GO): polypeptide N-acetylgalactosaminyltransferase activity
Source: RefSeq, a predicted model, not a curated record